CACUGUAUAUGUUGAGUUGUAACCGCGGUCGCCAUGCCAUGCGGUUGUUUCGUGAUUGACAAUUUCGUUCUUGAAUAUAUCGUUAGAAAUGUGUUUGAGAAAUUAUUUUCUUUGUUUUAAAAAAAAAAAUUUAUAAGGUGAUAGUGUCGAGAAAGUGAGUGCAUAAUUACUAUGAAGCGACAAAUGACGUUUUGUUGAAAAUUAAAACCUUGAACCCCCCCUGUCAGUUAGAAGAGGUUGGAUACAGCAGUUACAGUUUGAAUCCGACGAUGCAUUCUGUACAUAAGGAGAAACAGUUUUCUGUUGCAGGUGAUAUCAAGGAAUGUGCUUCACUUCCGUCAAGUCGUUACCGAAACAAAGGGGGAUUUAUAAAAACCGGGAACGAAGCCAGCCAGAAUAAUCUGAGUUUAUCGAUCGACUCUUUGUUGCCAACUUGGCAACAGCAAACUCCCGGAAUUACGAAUGAAAUGUUCUAUAUAGUAAAACAGUUGGCAAAUCAGGUUUGCUUUUCAUAUCUUUACGAAGAAUGAUAUAUAUCAAAUUCCAUUUCUUUUCCCGGAUAUUUUAUGUUUAAAUCAUUUCCCUAGCAAUGAUUAAUUACAAUUUUGAUAUCAGGCUCUAUCAAGUGUAUUUAAUUAUUUGAUUUUAAUUAAUUUUUAAGCUUUUAUUGCCAUUUUAUUUAUUUUAAUUGUUGAUAUCAAAAAAAAUUAUUUAUUUAGUUUUAGAAGUAUAUUUCUUUAAACUAUUUGAAACAUAUAUAUGCAAUGAAUGUAUAUGAAUGUAAUAUUUAAAUAUAAUUUGUACAUCUUAUUUUAUCUAUCAGUGCCAAAAAUUCAUUCCAAC
Apis dorsata (giant honeybee) is the source of this 843-nucleotide messenger RNA. RefSeq lists its product as uncharacterized. NCBI's taxonomy places the organism in Eukaryota, Metazoa, Arthropoda, Insecta, Hymenoptera, Apidae. The record is from RefSeq and is a predicted model, not a curated record. The coding region runs from base 270 to 530 and encodes 86 amino acids. The transcript is spliced from 3 exons.